AUGGCAUUCAGACUUGGGCAAAGACGACUGAGUUUGGAAGCGAGGUUGGAUCUAGCGAAAGAAGUUAAUCUCUCACACCAUAACAAGCCAAGGAGUUCUCGGAAACACAAUGAAGUAAGAGUCAUCCGGGGCAUGAGAGAUGGUGUGAAUCCAAAUAACAAAAUCUAUGUCUAUGAUGGUCUUUAUAAAAUCCAAGAUUCAUGGAUAGAAAAAGCAAAAGGUGGUGGUGGUGGUGUAUUUAAGUAUAAGUUGGUGAGAAUGGCUGGUCAAUCUAGUGCCUUUGCUGUUUGGAAAUCAAUUCAGAAGUGGAAAUCUGGCACCCCUUCAAGGACCUUUCCAAUGGAGAUGAGGGUAUUCCUGUAUCACUUGUCAGUGAGGUCGAUAACUGCUCUUGCAUUAGGAGAAAUGAAGGUGAUUUCCCAUACACUGGCAGCGCGAAUAGAAGUUGUUGACAGAGCCAAGGUAAGUCAUCUUGUGAGGGAAGGAGAUGAGUAUGUUUUUGAUACAACCCGUAUUUAUGGUCAAUUCAAGUGGAAUUAUGAGCCUAGGCUUUUGGAUGAAGUCGAUCCCAAUGACUCUACUAAUGAUUAUGCCAUGCCAUAUCCUUUAAUUAUAAGGGCCAAGAAUAUUGGGAAUGUAGCUAGAUUUAUGAAUCAUAGUUGCUCCCCAAAUGUUUUCUGGCAGCCUGUCGUGUAUGAAGAAAACAACCAAUCCUACUUCCAUGUUGCAUUUUUUGCACUCAGACACAUUCCACCAAUGACAGAGUUAACAUAUGACUAUGGAAUUGCCCAGUCAGAUCAUGCUGAGGGUAGCAGCAGUGCAGAAACCAAAGGGAGAAAGAAAUGCUUAUGCGGAUCAUCAAGAUGCUGCGGUUCUUUUGGUUAAAGUUGCUCAAGACCAGCAUGGUACUAGCAAAUGCUUUCCUGGCUAAAAAGGUUUUGAGAUCUCUUUCAU
Messenger RNA from Glycine soja, 954 nucleotides. RefSeq names its product histone-lysine N-methyltransferase, H3 lysine-9 specific SUVH1-like. Gene Ontology annotation, molecular function: protein binding. NCBI's taxonomy places the organism in Eukaryota, Viridiplantae, Streptophyta, Magnoliopsida, Fabales, Fabaceae. The record is from RefSeq and is a predicted model, not a curated record. The coding region runs from base 1 to 885 and encodes 294 amino acids. The transcript is spliced from 4 exons.